AUGACGAGCAAUAAUACUUCAAGCUCGCAUUCUCUACAAGACGCAGAGUUACCAGUAGGCUCGGCGCCAUCUAAUAAUAUGAUGAGCCAAGCGCUUACCUCGGGGCGGGUGCUGAGGUCCGCCACUAAACCUAAUAACAAGAGGGCUUUAGACCAACAAAUAGCCUCAGCCAGACAACAGAAACGACGGCGCAGCAUCCCUGUUCUGGAAGGAGAGGCCGGAGAGGAUGGAGUUGUUGUUGGAGGAGUCCUGAAAGUGAAGGCAAAACACAGGGACCUAGCACAAGCUUUUCUCAUAAGAGAUGACGGCACAGACUUGGUGAUUCCGCACGAAGUAUUUCUCCGCGUUCUCAAUUUGCUUUACGAAAAGAAUGACAUCGCGACGUUGAUUUGCCUGGGACUUACCAGGAAAGCAUUUUGGUGCUACAAAAAGCGACAGCAUCAUCGCAACUACUCAAAGCUCUCAACAUUGACUAAAAUAAAAUUAGCACCACGAUUGAAUAAGUGGAUGGGAUUAAGUUACCGAAUUGCCUCCAAGAAAACCUUGUCACUGGCAGUUGGCAAUCAAUGCAACGUGAUGUAUCUAUCACGACAGGUUUACGGCAAGAGAGGUAGCGACGAAGAGACUGCUAUGACUGGCAAAUACUACAGCCGUAUUACUCUACAAAUUCCACAACCAGGGGGUCGAGGUUACCCUCUUUACAGAACGCUUGUCUCACCAUUCGGCGAAGGUGUCGAGUGGAACGAAAGAGCACUCAAUGAUAUCUUGCAGAGAGCAAAGCUCUGGAGGUAUGGAUCGGGAGUUCGUUGGGAAGAAGCCUUGGAUGGCUUCUGGACCAAUUACUUCUCCAGCCCUUUUAAAGACUGGGUAGGGGACUACACGGAGGAGGAGUCGCCCAACGAUGGUGGCCAAUAUGAGCUUUUCGCUGCGAAACAAAAGUUAGAAGCAUAUGAAGAGCAGUUCCUGGAAGGAUAUAAGCUAUGGGAGGAUGAAGACGAAGAUUAUUAG
Molecule: messenger RNA, 1008 nt
Organism: Botrytis sinoallii
Lineage: Eukaryota; Fungi; Ascomycota; Leotiomycetes; Helotiales; Sclerotiniaceae
Exons: 2
Coding region: 1-1008 (335 amino acids)
Source: RefSeq, a predicted model, not a curated record